Messenger RNA from Gigantopelta aegis, 2370 nucleotides. Its product is annotated as histidine N-acetyltransferase-like. Lineage: Eukaryota; Metazoa; Mollusca; Gastropoda; Neomphalida; Peltospiridae. The transcript is spliced from 4 exons. The record is from RefSeq and is a predicted model, not a curated record. Bases 12 to 1082 code for a protein of 356 amino acids.
ACAUCUUCAUUAUGUCAGUGUCCUUCCAGUCCUCAGCAGAAGAAGACGUGGGCGUGGCGGUCGCUGUGCGGGAGGCCACGGUCGGGGACUACGACCAGGUGUUGUCCAUCGCCAGGGUGUACGACGGGCGGGAUUACCUCCCCUCGAAAUACAAACACCUCGUCACAUCCGCCAACUGUAAGGGAUACGUCGGCGUCGUCGACAAAAGCAUCGUGGCGUUUUUAAUUGCUUGCAUCGUCGACGACGGUACGACGUUGGUGACGCGGGCAGGACGAGUUCGAUCGGACUACCGAGGUAAGGGCGUGUACGGCCAGAUGAAACAACUCGUCCGCAAACAGAUAGCCCUCCAAGGACGAGUGGAACACGAAACGUUCACCACCAGCGACAUCAACUACGGCAAAAACAAUACCAAAUUCAAAAAAAUCUUUACUGAGAGAUUUUCUAAGACUGUCGGUUCUUACAAGUUCCAGAUCAGUGAUGUCUGCCAACUUCACCUCGAUUCGAGUCCGGGCUUACAGCUUCUUGACCACGUGGCAUUCGAGAAUCUGUUUUCAUCUCCAGCAACUUGCAAGUACCUGUUUCCGCAUAACAAGAUUGUCGUUGACUGGGUACCGUUAAAACUGCUCUCUACAAAUAUCUCCUAUAUUUUGUCGUCCACGUCACUGGCGCUGGCUAGCCUGUCUUCCGACUGUCUGUGGAAUGACGUCAUCUACUCGCUUCUGACAAUAGGGUCAUACUACAUGUGUUCUAGUUGCAUCGCAUAUCAGCUAGACGUGUUUGGUAGUGACGUCACAUAUUUACGACACCACCUGAUGGCUCACGUGCAGAACAUUGUCAGACUGACAGCCAAUGAAAACUGUGGAACUGUCUGGCUGGAGAUCUAUACCAAUGGAGACGUAGAUCGUUCGCUGAUCAGGUCCGUGUUGUGUGAAUUCUGCCGGCCCCAGUCCAUCAACACGACUACCAUUAUGCAUGUCCUUGAAAAACCACUGAAACCUUCCAACGUCAAAACGUUUACCACAUGCAAGGACUGUGAAGGAACACACAAGUUACAAACAUCAUGCAAUAAUACCAUGUUGUAGUUUUGUGUGUGCGUGUGUGCGUGUGUGCGUGUGUGUGGUUUUUGACGAAAUUAGUAUCGGUAACGAACUAAUGGAAUAUUCCGGUACGGGUUCUGUGCAAAUGAUAAUCAUGUUAUAAAUGUAGUACUAAACCAAAUAACAUCCGGCUGGGUCAAAGUUCGAGGUGCACCUAACUUUUGAUAGAGCAGUUAAUAUCACAAGUCCUGCCAUUGGUGAUAAACACGACAGUGUUUGUUGUCAAAACAUAAAGUUUCAUCUGGGCAAUAUAUGUAUGUAAUUUUAUUUCAUCCAGAACCAGUCUCGAGUAGCCUUAAGUUUGAAACAUGUAUGGGGUACUUGUAAACAAAAGUACUACAUUUACGUGCGAAACUAGGGUUGUUGUAAAAACAUUCGGUUAUAUCGUAAAUGAGCCACGAAAGGUUCCACUUUCUUCAGUUAAUACUUUGAGGGAGGGGUUGUAGUACUGGUAUAUAUGGGUCAUAUUUUGCUUGAUUUAUUGCAUAGGGUGUUUUUUUAACCACAUACGUUAACAUUGUCACCUAUGGGAUUUUAUUUGGUAUACUACAACCAUAAACGCCUGUUGGAGAGAGUUUGUGAUUCCUGUGACGAGGGUUUAUUUGUGAGAAUGGUCUCUUUGAUGAAUAAACUCCAGGCUCCGUAUUCAUAAACGUACUUAAGUCAAUGUAUGAUACUUAUUUAUGUACUUUAGGUAUGUAUUUAGGUAUCAUACAUUGACUUAAGUAUGUUUAUGAAUACGGAGCCAGGGCCGUAGCUAACGGAACAAGUUAUAGAAACUUAAAGAAAAUUAUCUUUUUAACCGUUUAAGGAGUUUUUGGCUAUUAGGCCUACAGGUCUAUCGGCCAUCUAGGUAUCUCCGUUCUAGCUAGCAAAACCUACUGGCUGUCCCAGGAUGGAAGCUUGAGUCUUUUGGUUCCCGUUCCUUUAGCGUGAGUGCUGUGAAGAAAUGGAAUGAACUGCCAGGCACUCUUAAAAAUGCCACAGAUCUUAUAUCGUUUAAAAAACAUCUUAAAACACAUUUGUUUAUCCAGUAGUUUUAAUUAUCCAGUUUGACUUUUUAUUUGCCCCCUCUUAAGCAUUUAUAAUAACUCAUUUAUUUGUUCUUUUAGUAUUAUCCUACCAAUUGUUUUACUAUGUUAUUGUUUUAUGGCAUUCUAUAUAUGUAAUGCGCUUUGAACAUACAUUAGUGUGGAGUUUAGCGCUAUAUAAAUGAACUUAUUAUUAUUAUUAUUAUUAUUAUUAUAUAAACUUUAUUUUUAUUUUUAAUUUG